Ananas comosus (pineapple) is the source of this 3639-nucleotide messenger RNA. RefSeq names its product 26S proteasome non-ATPase regulatory subunit 1 homolog A-like. Gene Ontology annotation, biological process: regulation of protein catabolic process; proteasome-mediated ubiquitin-dependent protein catabolic process. Bases 192 to 3227 code for a protein of 1011 amino acids. The record is from RefSeq and is a predicted model, not a curated record. Gene Ontology annotation, cellular component: nucleus; proteasome complex; proteasome storage granule. Gene Ontology annotation, molecular function: enzyme regulator activity. The transcript is spliced from 14 exons. Lineage: Eukaryota; Viridiplantae; Streptophyta; Magnoliopsida; Poales; Bromeliaceae.
CCCUUCGAUCGGUGUGUUACGCUGUUAUAGGACUCUUUCACCGCUCCUUGCUCCCUCCGCAAGUAAACCCUUCUCUCGCUCUCUUUCUCUCUCUCCUCCCCCUUCUUUCUCUCUCUUUCUCUCUCUCUCUCCUCGUUGUCCCAACGACAGAGGCGGCGCCGCCACCGCACGGGCACCGGAGGAAGGCCGAGAUGGCGGUGGUGAGCUCCGCGAGCGGGCUCCUCGCGAUGCUCCACGAGCCGCACCCAGAGCUCAAGCUCCACGCGCUCGCCAACCUCAACUCCCACGUCCACCUCUUCUGGCCCGAGAUCUCCACCAGCGUGCCCACCAUAGAGAGUUUGUAUGAAGAUGAGGAAUUUAAUCAACGGCAACUUGCUGCAUUGGUUGUUUCUAAGGUCUUUUACUACCUCGGUGAACUUAAUGACUCAUUGUCAUAUGCGCUCGGUGCUGGACCGCUGUUUGACGUGUCCGAGGAUUCUGAUUAUGCUCAUACACUUCUAGCUAAAGCUCUAGAUGAAUAUGCUAGCCUCAAGUUGAAUCCUUCAAAAUCUGCUGAUGAAGAAGCAAAAGUGGAUCCCAGAUUAGAGGCUAUUGUGGAAAGAAUGCUGGACAAGUGUAUUUUGGAUGGAAAAUAUCAGCAAGCCAUGGGAAUGGCUGUUGAAUGCAGGAGAUUGGAUAAGUUGGAGGAAGCGAUCACUCGCAGUGAUAACCUUCAUGGUGCUCUUUCAUAUUGCAUUAAUCUUUCCCAUCAGUUUGUUAACCAUCGAGAAUACCGUUGUGAGGUUCUUCGCCUUCUUGUUAAAAUAUAUCAAAGAUUGCCUUCUCCCGAUUACUUGAGUAUUUGCCAGUGUCUUAUGUUUUUAAAUGAUCCCGAGGCUGUUGCAAACAUUUUGGAGAAGCUUCUCUCUGGAACCAAGGAUGAUGCUCUCUUAGCAUUUCAGAUUGCUUUUGAUCUUGUAGAAAAUGAAAAUCAAGCCUUUCUCCUAAACGUCAGGAAUCGUCUCCCAACUUUGAGGCCUCAAUCUCCUAGCCAAGGAAACCCUAGUCCUGAAUCCACUCUACCUAGUUCCCAAAAUGGUACUGUAGGUGCGGACAGCUCGGUUGCUGCUGAAGAUGUCCAUAUGAAUGUGGAUUCUCAAACUCCGAAUGGGAAUGCUCGCGUUGUGGAUCCAAAUGAAGUCGCAUAUGCAGAUAGGCUUGCGAAAAUCAAAGGAAUAUUGUCGGGAGAGAUGUCAAUUCAGCUGACUUUACAAUUUUUAUAUAGCCACAAUAGGUCAGAUCUUUUGAUUUUGAAGACGAUUAAACAAUCAGUGGAAAUGAGAAACAGUGUUUGCCACAGUGCAACUAUAUGUGCAAACGCAAUAAUGCAUGCUGGAACAACAGUAGACACCUUCCUUAGGGAAAACCUGGAAUGGUUGAGCAGAGCAACAAAUUGGGCAAAGUUUAGUGCUACUGCUGGAUUAGGCGUAAUUCACAGAGGCCACCUUCAACAAGGCAGGUCCUUGAUGGCACCAUACCUGCCUCAGAAUGGUGCUGUUGGUGGUGGCAGUCCAUACUCAGAAGGUGGGGCCCUUUAUGCCCUAGGUUUAAUUCAUGCCAACCAUGGCGAGGGCAUCAAACAAUUCCUCCGUGAAAGCCUUCGCAAUACUAGUGCAGAGGUUAUUCAGCAUGGAGCUUGCUUGGGUUUAGGGCUCGCAGCUCUUGGAACAGCAGAUGAGGAGAUAUAUGAUGAUAUAAAGAACGUGCUUUAUACAGAUAGUGCUGUGGCUGGUGAAGCAGCUGGUAUUAGCAUGGGUUUGCUUAUGGUUGGGACUGCUAGUGAGAAAGCAAGCGAGAUGCUUGCCUAUGCACAUGAGACACAGCAUGAGAAAAUUAUUAGGGGGUUAUCUCUUGGAAUUGCAUUAACAGUUUAUGGAAGGGAAGAAGAAGCUGAUACUUUGAUCGAACAAAUGACUAGAGAUCAAGAUCCUAUACUUCGUUAUGGUGGUAUGUAUGCUUUGGCUUUAGCCUACAGGGGAACUGCGAACAACAAAGCCAUCCACCAGUUGCUGCAUUUCGCUGUAUCGGAUGUCAGUGAUGAUGUACGAAGGACAGCUGUUCUGGCCCUCGGAUUCGUCUUGUACUCCGAACCUGAGCAGACACCAAGAAUUGUAUCCCUCCUUUCUGAAUCUUACAAUCCGCAUGUGCGUUAUGGUGCGGCUCUAGCUGUUGGUAUUUCCUGUGCUGGCACUGGAUUAAGCGAAGCAAUUUCUUUGCUGGAGCCUCUAACAUCUGAUGUCGUCGACUUCGUCCGUCAGGGGGCCCUCAUUGCAAUGGCUAUGGUUAUGAUCCAGACUAAUGAAUCGUGUGAUUCUCGUGUUGGAACAUUCAGGCGACAAUUAGAGAAAAUUAUUCUCGACAAGCAUGAAGACACAAUGAGCAAGAUGGGUGCCAUAUUGGCUUCUGGAAUCCUUGAUGCUGGCGGUCGUAACGUGACAAUCAAACUCCUAUCCCGGACGAAGCACGAUAAGAUCACAGCAGUUGUUGGACUUGCAGUAUUCAGCCAAUUCUGGUAUUGGUAUCCGCUCCUCUACUUCAUCAGCCUUGCCUUCUCUCCUACUGCAUUCAUCGGGCUUAACUAUGACCUAAAAGUGCCGAAAUUUGAGUUCUUAUCGCACGCUAAACCAUCCCUGUUUGAGUACCCGCGAGCGAUCACACCUCCGACAUCGACUUCCGCAGCUAGGCUACCAACUGCUGUUCUAUCAACUACUGCAAAAGCUAAAGCUAGGGCGAAGAAAGAUGCUGAACAAAAAGCUUCUUUGGAGAAGGCUUCUGGUGGAGAAGGUUCUAGUGGUUCGGCCUCGGGAAAGGGUAUUAAAUCACCUGAGAAGGAUGCUGAUGCUAUGCAGGUGGAUAGCGCGCCUGAGAAAAAGGCAGAGCCCGAACCAUCAUUCGAAAUCCUGACGAAUCCGGCUCGUGUCGUCCCGGCGCAAGAGAAAUAUAUAAAGUUUUUGGAGGGAAGUAGAUAUGUUCCAGUGAAGCCGGCCCCCUCUGGCUUUAUCCUCCUAAAGGAUCUGCAGCCGGCGGAAGCUGAGGAGCUCGCUCUCACCGACGCCCCAUCUGCUGUGGCCACAAACCCUAACAAUUCUGGAUCCACCACUGCAACAGCUCAGCAGGGGUCAGGCUCUUCGGCAAUGGCGGUAGAUGAGGAGCCUCAGCCCCCACAGCCUUUUGAGUAUACCUCAUGAUGCUCUACCUCAUGAUGCUUGCUAAUGUCAGGAAGCUCGGCUUAAAGGCGAUUAUAUUAGGUGGAUCAUGACAGGAUGGCUAUCUGAUGUUUAAAUUUUAAAUCCUUUUUCGUCUUUUUAUUCUUUGAAAUAGUUUGUGUGAGAUUUGUUGGCAAGGGAAACAAUGUACUUUUAGAAGAGGGAAAAGGUGGGGGGUAUUUAGACUUCAUUGAUGGUAUAAGGGUUUGCACUUGGGGCUUUGGGCGAAAGAUGUAUUCGCAUUAUUAACCCGACCCGCCCUUUUGAUGUUAUCAGAUCAAAAUUCCUUCGGGGAACUACGGACACGAUUAGAUCGUGUCGUACAAGUGUUGGAAAUUGCCUAUCUGAACAGGUUUUCAUGGUGGUUAUUUAGUGCUCCUUGUCUUUGAAGCUA